This is a messenger RNA of Suillus discolor, 375 nucleotides long. RefSeq lists its product as uncharacterized. The transcript is spliced from 2 exons. The annotation marks the transcript as partial. Lineage: Eukaryota; Fungi; Basidiomycota; Agaricomycetes; Boletales; Suillaceae. The record is from RefSeq and is a predicted model, not a curated record.
AUUGGACAAGCUAAUGCUGCUCGGCACAAGCUGGAGUCCACCGGUAUCGGGGGAGUUGCCUGUUCCAGACAUGGUUGCUUUGUCCCUCACUCCAUGGUGGAUUUUCAGAAAGGCGAAAGGCAAGCCACAUCCACCAUUAAGCAUUCACGAGUUAACCAUGGACAAAUGAACAUGGACUACGCCCUUUGCAAGGCUUCCCGGCACAACAUGGAAGGCAUCACCAGGGCUGUCACCUUCUAUGAUAUUAAUUGUCAAUACAACAAACACUUUUGGGUUCAGGUGGAUCAAAGUCAAUUUCUAGAAAUGGCACCACAACUAACCAUCAUUCCCGGAAUUGGGUUGUGGCAUGUUCAUGGCCAUCAGGACAGCUGCUAU